This is a messenger RNA of Spinacia oleracea (spinach), 1557 nucleotides long. RefSeq names its product polyubiquitin 8-like. The transcript has 2 exons. Gene Ontology annotation, molecular function: protein binding. The record is from RefSeq and is a predicted model, not a curated record. Bases 201 to 1280 code for a protein of 359 amino acids. Lineage: Eukaryota; Viridiplantae; Streptophyta; Magnoliopsida; Caryophyllales; Amaranthaceae.
CUUUGUAGUGACGUGACUAAAUUCAACCAAGUGUUGGUUGACACUGAAGAACUUCCCUUUUCUGUAAAAAUGAAUCUGUAAUCCAAGUAAAUCCCCAUUCUAAUAUAAAAAACCUCAAACCCUAACAAUUUACACCACUCCACCACCUCUCGAUCUAUUUUCAUCAUAAAUAAUUAUUUUUACAGCCGGUGUAGGUAGGUAUGUUCGUUCUUACCGCAGAAGCCGCCGCUGCAGCCGCCAUGUCACUGUCAGACCAUAGCUCUCGAACUGCGAGCCCGAUUCGUCCUUCAUCUGUUGUCCAUGACAAUGAGUUUCCUGAACCUUCUGAUAAUGUUGUGGAUGUGAUCGAUUUGGAUGAUGAUGAGGAGGAUGACAAUGAGAUUAACAUAUUCUUAAGGGUCAAAAGUUCCGUCCCCUUCAAAGUAAAGAAAACUGACAAAAUCAAGACCCUUAAGAAGCAUUUCACCAAAGAAGGAGUUUCAGAAAAUCUCGUGAAUGUCAUGCAUUACGGCAAAUGUCUGAAUACCGAACUGACAUUCGAGGAAUGCAACAUUCAGGACAACUUCAUGAUCACUCUUGUUCAGGACACCAUGUCUGUUCUUGCCAGAAAACUAUACAUCAGAAUACCUUCAAACAAACAUCGAGAUAUUGAAGUCGAAGUAAACGUCAACGACACAAUCUUCCUUAUCAAAUCCUUAAUUGUGAAGAAAUUUGAAGGUGAUCCACACAGUUAUACUCUCAUGUACAAAGGUAAACACCUCGAUUCUUACGAAACUCUAGCUAGUCUUGGAAUUAAGUGUCCUACAACUAUGUUACUGAUCGAAAAACCACAAGAACUUGUUUGGAUCUGCGUUUACACCCCUUCGAACAAGAUCUAUACCCUGCAAGUUAGGAAGCUUCAUACUGUUAGUUAUAUCAAGGCUAUAAUUGGUAAUUUGAUUGGUUUCCAGAUCGGGCAAGGUGGUUUGAUGUAUGGUGGGGAACGAUUGGAUGAGUUAAAGACGUUAGAAUUCUACAGUGUUAAAGAUUACGCUCCUAUGCAUUUGGUGUUCCCUUAUCAAGUGUAUGUGAAACUGUGGAAAGGGAGAACUAUCACGCUUGAUGUUAUGUCUUCGGAUGAUGUUAAUGAUAUUAAUCGGAAGGUCUAUGCAAAGUUGCAGGAUCCUGUGUGUAGCCACCGUAUUACCUUCGAGGGGAAAAGCCUUGUUAAUGGCUAUGGUAUUUGGAGUUAUGGUGUUAAGUUGGGAUCUACCCUCAAAAUGGGUCGUCCUGACUGUUAAUGUUGUCGUAAAACUAUCUGAGUGGAGGAAGUAUUUUCGGAUAUCAGAUAUGUGCUUGCAAAUACAUAUCAUAGCAAAAGACAAAAUAGGAAAAAGGACAAAAAAAAAAUUAAAUGGUACUUUUUAAAACAAAAAUGGUAUUUUUUUUACAGAAUGGUACUAUAUUUUACAGAAUGGUACUUUUUUUUUUACAGAAUGGUACUUCCUAUUUUGUCUUUUAGCUGAUAUGUGUGUUUCCACACAUAUCUGAUAUGUGAAAAAACAACCUCGUUUAAGU